CACUGUGCGAGAACAACCUCCGCCUGAAUCCCCUCAAAUGCGUAUUUGGCGCCGAAGCAGGAAAAUUUCUAGGUUUCAUGAUAACAAGGCGCGACAUCGAAGUAGAUCAUAGGAGUACAAAAACUACGCGCGCCGAGAAGCACCAACGAGAUGCAAUCCCUAAAUGGCAAGUUGGCCGCGCUUGGAAGGUUCACACAAAGAUCCAUCGACAAGUGUGCUCCCUUCUUCCAAAAACUGAAGAGCGGCACCAGAUUUGCAUGGACCUAAGGUUGCAAAUAGGCGCUCAAUGUGCUCAAAAUGUAUCUUGUAUCUCCUCAUGUAUUGACUGCUCCCAAGCGUAAUGAAAAGCUUUUUUGUAUUUGGCCGUGCCGGCCAGAGCCGUGAGCGCAGUGCUAAUCUCCAGAAGAGAGGCACAGGCAAAAAGACCGAUCUACUAAACAUCUUGAACAUUGCUUAAUGCUUAGACAAGAUAUUUGCCAAUUGAAAAGGCAGUUUUGGCCUUAGUGAGCGCGUCACAAAAGUUGCGACCCUACUUCCAAGCGCACUCAAUCACGGUGCUUAAAAAUCUCCCCCUCAAACGAAUAUUAGGCUCAAUGGAAGUGUCAGGGCAGAUGACAAAAUGGGCUGUGGAAUUAUCGGGAUACGGCAUACAAUACGCUCCUAAACCGGCAAUAAAGGCGCAGAUACUAGCAUACUUCAUCGCGGAAGGAGUCGUUCGAGAGGAUACACAGAAAGGAACGUGGGAAGUAUAUGUUGGUGGUGCAGUCAGCAAACAUGGCGCAGGAGCGGGAGUAGUGGUACGAACCCCUGCAGGUGUCGUACACGAAAUCGCCAUACGAUUCAGAUCCCUACAAACAAAUAAUGCAACAGAGUACGAGGCUGUUCUGCCUGGACUAGCAGCCGCUAGAGACUUGGGCGCUAUGGUUAUAAGAGUACUGUCUGACUCCGCGUUAGUAGUGAACCAAUUGAACGGAAUCUUCGACGCAAAAGAAAACACACUCACACUCUAUAUAGAACAGGUAAAACGGCAAGCGACAUUGUUCGAGGUAGUAACUUAUGUGCAAAUACUGUGGGAAGAGAAUAUCCAUGCUGACGCACUAUUAAAGCUGGAGACCGCCACCGAUUUCUACUCAACGCGCUUAGGGUUGGUACAAAAGGAGGAUCCAGAACACCAACAGGUGAACACAAUAAACGCAACACAAGUAGCGGAAGAGGGAGAUUGGCGUACCCCAAAAACAAGGUACUUAAAUGACGGAUCCAUUCCAGACGACCCAAAAGAAACAUGGGCGCUGAGGCAGAAGGCGUCGCGUUGCACCCUUAUAGGCAAUGAGUUUCAUCGCCUCUCCGCUCACAUUGAGGCGUAUAAUUCAAAUGUAUAGGACCAACUGAAGCGCAGAACAUAAUACAAGGCAUUCACGAGGGACUGUGCGUCAUGCACAGUGGUUCAUGGACUAUUAAUUUUUAUUCUUAUGGUCCAACUCACUAAUCAAAUUUUGAUAUUGUUUUAGAAUUAGUUAGAAAUUGAGCUUUCAUGCAACACUCUAGGAGUUUGGGGUGUUGAACUUGGAAGAUUUGGGAUUGAGUUUCAGAAAGGAAGUGGUGGGGGAAGAAAAAAUCAACUGCAGCAGGUUAAGGCAGACAAGAGGGAGUUGCUGAGGGUAGUGAUCGAAUUGAGGAGAGUAUUGAAAGAUGCAGAAGCAAAACUGAAGCAGUUGAAGAGAGAUAAGUGAGAGAUGAUGAGGAUAUUAAUAAAAAUGUAGAGGGUAUUGAAGGGCAUGGAAGUGUAUUGAAGUAGGUGAAGGCAGACAAGGGGGAGAUGAGCAUAUUGAUGGAAUAUGAGAUGAGUUUUGGUUUUAGCGAACUUAUUACAACUGCCCCUGAGGAAGAUGAGUUUGCAAAACACAGGAAGAGGAUUGAGGAGUUGAAGAGCGAGUUGACAAGAACCCCAAUUGGAAGAGAAAUUGAGGGUCGCAGAGAGAAACUCCAUCAAAGUAGCAGAAAUGGAGUUGCAGAAUGAGGAUUAGAAAGUGAAUAUUUGGUUGAAACAUAUGCUUCUUGAGAUUGAAGAUAUAGUAGAAAAAAAUUUGGUCAUUCAGUGGCUAUUGGAUCUUUAUGUUUAUGGUUUUUGCAGCUACCACAACAUUUUUUUAUCUUAAAACGAGGAAUCAUUUAUUGAUUUAAUGAAGUAGGUCGAUUCUUUAUUCAACCUACUUGAACUGAUAGAUAAGGAGUGUCUAAUUUUGCGUCUUAUUACUUUGAUCGAGUCUAUUAGUAUAUUGGAGGUAACCCAAUUUUGUCGUUUGCUCUCAAGUUUUGGUGGUCCCCUCUUAGCUUAGUUGUUAGUAUAUAGUUUACUUGAACCUACAACUCUCAAUUUCUAUUUGAUUAGUGGCAUACUGCCCCCAAAAUGAGAGCAUUGAACCAUUUACGUAGGAUUGUGAGGUUUUAGAUUCAGUUUCAAACUAACUAAUAACAUUUUAACUGAACUUAAUUAUCAUUAUGAAAAUGGGAUCAAUGAUACAUUUUUAUAUUUUAUAUUCUUAAAUGAUGAUAUUUCUCUAAAUGUUCGACCUAUAUAUUCUUUCUUUAUGUAUCAUCUCGAUCGAAAGAUUGUCAAUAAAAUUAAACAGGUUAAUAGACUUUAACGUAACAU
Linum trigynum is the source of this 2653-nucleotide messenger RNA. The record is from the annotation of a GenBank genome assembly. Lineage: Eukaryota; Viridiplantae; Streptophyta; Magnoliopsida; Malpighiales; Linaceae.